AUGGCGUCCAGCCGGGUGCUGGGGAGGGAGGUCCGGGAGGAGCCGAGGCGCGCAGCCUGCACCGCAAACCUCGACUUCUGCCCGCACAAAUACUCCGUGCUCAUCAUCGUCGGACGCACCGCUGCCCACCUCGGACACACACAGGCGCUCAUCAGCGGGGAGAUUCAACGAGGUAUCCGGUCCUGGGACAUUGAUUUAAAAUCCUGUAACCUGAACCUCCAUCUCCAAGAGUUCCUGUCCCAUCACACGGCGUCAUUCAAGGGUACAGGACAGAAGUGUCUGCGGCACGGCACCAAAGUGUUGGACACUCAGGUGCUCAUCAGUCCGUCUCAGGAGCAGGUUCAUUCAGAGGUGUUUUCUCUGCUGUCGAGGGAAUCGGCUCAGAAGCUCUUGAUCCUGUGUGGACAGAGCGUGGAGGAAAGUGGAGACCUGCUGUUUCACAGAGGAUUGUUUUCACCAAACCAGCUGAAACAAAUACUGACAGAGCAGUUUCUCAAUGCCUCCUCCUCCUCUAAGCUCAGCCUGACCCUCAGCUGUCCCAACAUCGGCGAGUGGAGGAAGACUCUCUUGGGGAACCAGCCUCAGGAGCGUCCGUUCAUGCUCCACAUUAAUCCCCCAGAGGUGCUGCCUGCCAUGGAGGCCCUAGGGGACUUCACCUCCCUCAUCUCUGGGACCCUUUGCCCUCUGUCCAGCUUUGACCUCCUGCCUCCUCCCAUCACAGUUGGUUUCCUCAAGCUGUCCCGCCCCUGCUGCUAUGUCUUUCCUGCCGGCCGAGGCGACUGUGCCUUCUUUGCCGUUAACGGCUUCACGGUGCUGUUGGACGGCGGUUCGGACACACAGGCCUGCUUCUGGAAACUGGUCCGCCACCUGGACCGUGUUGAUGCUGUUUUGUUGACGCACAUCGGGACAGAGAACCUGCCGGGGGUCAACACCUUCCUGGAGAGGAAGGUGGCCGAGCUGGAGCUGAGUUCUGAUGUCAAAGCAGAGGACUUGUCGAAGAGGCUGAUCUCCCCAGAGCUUGGAGUAGUGUUCUUUAAUGCCCCCAGCAGGCUGCAGAUGGAGCAACAGCCUUGUGUGGACAAUGUCUUGAAGAGCACACAGCAGGCCGCCCUAACUUUACAGUUAUUAAAGAAGUUAGACAUCAGACCACAACCAAUGUUUCGACCACAGGCAGUCCCCUUCGAGCCACUGACCCUGUUUCAGAAGAUGGGAGUGGGACAACUGGACUUGUACCUCCUCAGUCCUGGUAAAAACAGCCAGGAGUACCAGACAUUCAUGCAGAACUGGCCUGACUCCUCAUCAGCAUCCAAAUCUCAAGAUCUCCCUCUCACAGCCCUGGCCUCCGUGUCCGCUCUGCUUGUGUGGCACCCAGCGUGCCCUCAAGAGAAGGUUGUCAGGGUGCUGUUCCCCGGUGUUACGCCCCAGGCGAAGCUGCUGCAGGGGCUGGAGAAGCUGAAGGGUCUGGCCUUCCUCCGAAAACCAACUGUGACAACCGGGGACCUGGAGAGGCUGGGUGAAGACGGAAAGAACAAGAGGAUGGACAGCCAAGAUAGUUGCAAGUCACAAGGGAAAGACACAACAUCAAAACAUGGGAAAGAGAAAGGGGUUAAAGAUGAGGUCAUGGUAAAGGAAAAGGGAAAAGGUUUAAAUGGAGUUGGUGCAAGGGAUCCUGAUAAAACCAAAAUCAAAGAAGUGGGUGUAAAGCAAAAAGUACCAACAUCAGAGAAGAAUAUGUCAAAGAAAGGAGGAGGGAGGGAUGGGAAAAGAGAGGAGAAGACCGGCAAUAGAGAAGAGAAUGGCGUAACGAAGCAUGAUCAGGUGAAAAAAGAAAGUCUCCCAUCCAAACCAAAGAAUGAAAAUAAAACUAAGCUCAAAAAGGAAGCAAAAAAUGACUCUAAAACAGGAGCGAAGAAAACAAGAAAACCAUCAGGAAAGGAGGCAAACGAUGGCAAGAAGACACAUGUAAACACUGAACUGCCGAAUAACAACUCAACAAAGCCCAAUGCUGGGACUGGGAUGGAAAUCCCAGAGCCUGAGAUGCCUCCUACUGAGCAGCAGAAUCAAAAAGAGGCAACAGAAACUGAAGUGAAUCCCUGCGGGUCGAAAACGUCUACCCCCGAGGACAUGACUGCUGAUUUUCUCAAGCUGCAGGAGGAAGGACUGGAUGAAGCAAAGCAGAGGAGCAGUGAGUCAGGAAAUGAAAAGGGCCUGGGAGGCAAAGAGACAAGUAAGGUGGCUGAAGAAGAUGAAGCAGGUGGUGAUAAUGAAGUGCAAGCUAAGGCUGCGACUGGAGAGAAAGCUGGUGCAGACUUGCAGAGAGGUUCUGGAAACACUUCCAAACCUGCAAAAGUUGUGGGAUUUCCAUCACCCUUAAACAACGCAUCAGAGAACGAGCACGACGUCCAGUUAGACCUAACUCCGACUGAGUACACUCUCCUAGACGGCGCUUUGAAACACAGCCCUCCCUCCAGAUCCUCUCCAGAGAACCAGGCCCCCGUCAGCCUUGAUGAGGAGACUGUGGAGCCGGCCUCCCCUGACUCACGGCCCAACAGCGCAGGGCACACUCCGUACUGUCUCUCCCCAGAUGACGUGUGGUGCAACAAGGCCACUCUCAGCAGGUUACAGGCCCAGAUGGGAAACUCAGAGUCCGGUGAGGUCAACCAGCCGAGUGGAUUGACCAGACAAAGUGAGGGGCAGCUGUCCCAGAACAAAAACCCCCCAGAAAGCCACACAAACCCCAGGGAGAAGCAUCUCAGUUUCCUUUCUUUGGGGACUUUUAAAGAUGGAUCUUCAGACCCGUCUCCCUCUCUGGCCACCACAACCACCACCACCACCACUACACACUCCAUGCCAGCAGAGGUGAGCUCACCUCAGUCCACUGAAGUAGAUGAGUCACUGUCCAUGUCUUUUGAGCAGGGACCAACCAACGUGAGCCAGAGAGAAGGGGAGGACAGCAUUCAUCACUCCCACUCCAACGGAGCCCAUUUUGCUGGGAUGUCUUUACCAAUGAAGAAGCCGCCCAGAUCUUUGGGGCAAGGUUCAGAGAUGGGGCGACCUCAGGCUCCUGGCACGCUUCAUUUUGAGGCAUCACCUCACGACGUAGAUCUUUGUCUGGUUUCUCCUUGUGAGUUCAAGCAUUUCAAACCUCCCGACUCCAGCUCGGCAGCCAGUGAACCGCCCAGAGGAGCCUUCACUUCGCAUCAUUAUGGCAACAACAAUAACAACAUGAAGGACACAUCACCUAGCGAAUCAAAUGCCCCAUUUUGUACAGAGGACUGCCCGUCCACCACGGCAGAUGGAGCGCUGGACUCAGAUGAGGACGAGUCAUGUAGUGAGCCGACGAACUCCCCACAUGACCUCUGCGCCAGUCAGGCUCUGCCCUGCGACCCUCCCCCUGCCGCGCUCAGGGACAGUCCGCCUCUGCCUCCUCACCCUGACACCUCCAUGCCUGUUCCUCAGUCUGACUCUGAUGCCCACGGGAAGAGAGCAAAAGCCGGCGGCAUGCGAGGGAAAAAGAUGCCAGGGGUUGUCGAGGGUUCCCACAGAUCAGGCUCGGGGAAAAGCAGGACAGGAAUCCAAAGUGGAGUCAACAAAGGGAACGUCUCUUCCACUCGUACGCCUUCAUCCAGCACCCGCUCCGCACCAGCAAAAUCCUCACCCAGUCCAGGCUCUAAGGCUGCCUCUGUUGGAGAAGCCAGUGUGUACGUGGACCUGGCGUACAUCCCCUCUGGAGCCUCCUCACCAACCGUCACCGUGGACUUCUUCAGGUGUGUCCGCUCCUCCUGCUACAUCAUCAGCGGCGACAGUCAGGAGAGGGAGGAGCUUAUGAGGCAAACACUGGACGCUCUGCUCGAUGGAAAGGCAUCCUGGUCUGACACCAUGCAGGUGACGGUGAUCCCUACCUUUGAGUCCGUGCCGAUGCAGGAGUGGUACCAGCAUACCCAGGACAGACAGAAAGAGCUGGGCAUCACCGUGCUGGGAUCCAACAGCACUGUCGCCAUGCAGGACGAGACCUUCCCCGCCUGCAAGAUCGAGUUCUGAGGCUCGCUGAGAGGCGCAGAGGUGGAGGGUGAAUAUGAGCUAAGGGAUACAAAUGUGUUUGUGGGAGUGUGGAGUCAAAAGAGUUAUUAUAGAAACAGAGAUCAUAUGGGGACAUAAAGGAAAUAUAAGGCUCUUUACUGCAUGAAAACAACUGGGUAAUUAGAUAACCUAUUCACCCCCAUCCCCUUUGUGGGCUUCUUUUGCAUUAGAGCCAUUAUUUCUCUUUGUCCAUGUAGAACAAACGUCCCUGUGGAGAGAACUGCAUGAUGUUUUUGACCAAUGACCCAGUGCCCAAGAUGAGCUGCAAACAUGUAAAUCCACGAAAGCUGAGGAUCUAUUAGUCAAAGUUAUUAGCAUACACAUGGUUAGAGGCACGAUGUGUGAGCCUGUGAUAUGUUUCUGGGCCCAUUCAGUUGAUUUAAACCAGUUCACCUGAGAGGAAUUUAAAAGGUUAUUCAGAAAAUAAAAAAUGUCCAACCAAUAGAAUACAGACGAAUGAAAUAUUCCUGUCCUUGUUGUGGAUGCAUUUACUUUAGAGUCCUGUAUGCGCGGUGGCUAUCAACGGUCGAUGCACUCCUACCCUUUACAGUUUUUAUAACACUGGCUUCCCGUCAGUGUGCUUGAUAAAAAAACAACAACACCUUCAUGGAGCAGCAAUCAGCAGAUCUCUGGUAAACAUGAAGCAACAAAAUCAAGCAUCUCAAUAAAUGUUUUAAAAUUUUUUGGACAUCUGAAAUCUGAGUGCAAGCGCACGGUUUGAGCUCAAGCAAAGCAAAUCUAAGCACAAGCAAGUGCUAUUUGAGUGCGAGCGCAGGGUUUGUAGUGAAAGCAUUGAAAAAUCUGAAAUCAAUGAGCACUGUUUUCAAAUUAAAAGACCACGCUCUUGAAUAAAAACAGGAGAAAAAUGUGUAAUAAAACAGCUCAAGAUUUUUCCCUAAUGACAAGAGUGUGCAAACUUUAUUAAAGCAUUGCUUGCUUUGUAUUUAUUUUAUGUUCUAAAAAUCAGUGUCCAGGUGUUUAUUGUGAGCACACAUGAGGUGAACUGUGCCGUGUGUCAUACCUGCUUUAAAAGACGUUGUCGUGUCCACUGCUAGUGAGCGAUCGUCGCCUGCUAAACCUGAGAUUACUGAAUCUUAGUGUGCAAAGACAAAUCUGUCAGCAGGGAUUAGAAUACCAGAUUUAAUUCAACAGCAUUACAAAAGUAAUCUUAUUAAUUAAUGGUUCCGUAAUUGUAAUCCAUUACAUGUGCUUAUAAUAAUGCUAACAAGGAAUCAGACUAUAAAUGCUUUUGUAGAGUUAUGUGUUGACUUGUUAUCUUAUAUUCUAAAAAUGUUAAAAUUAUUGACAUGUAAUGUAUUUAAAUUGUGAAUGUGAGGGACAUGAUCAAAGCCUUCAAUCAAGUAUGCCGUCGACAAAUUUGCACAGUGUAAAAUCGAGGGUGAGUCAAUUGAAUGUAAAUGUAAAUGAGAGAUUUCCAAGAUGUUCUCUGUAAAUAAGAAUGAAUAAAACAAAUGUUAUAUAUAAUUGGAGGCAAAGUAAUCCUGGACAUUGAAAAAAAACACACUAAACCACUGAACUGUUUCAUGUCUAAUUUUCCAAUAAUUCUCCCACAUUUCAAACAUUAAUUAUAAUAUUAAAUCUGUGUACAUGAAAGUAUACAGAAGUGUGUUUUUUAGAACAAUAAAUAAAUGAUAAAUCAAUUUUUAAUUGGGUUUAAAUGAUGGAGUUCCUCAAGGGAAAUAAAAAGCACUUUAAAUGCUCUCACCUCACUAGUUUCCCUGAAAUUCAGACCAUAUUUCAUAGAUUUAGACUCAAUGCUCUUUAAAAAUCAGAUACAUCUGAUGUAAUGGAUUACAUUUUAACCACACGAUUUCCUCUUCAAUCCUCUCUGGACGUCACAUGUUGAGAUGUGUAAGAUUCGCAGGUUAAAAUAUGAUUAGCUCUGUUGCUGUUCUGCCUUUAAAAGAAUUAAGUUGACACUGGUGUGAAUGACAGACACAGAGAUUCUUCAAUACCAAAGCACGAGAACAAAACGACACUACUGAUCAUUCUCCUCUUAGUGUGAAUGCUGCACGACAAAAGAUCAUUUUCAAUAACUCUAAAUUGUCCUAAUAUUUUCUAAUUAUAUAAAUGCACUUUUAUAACACAGAAGAAUGCAAUUAGUCUUAUUUUGUGCGAUCAAUUUCCUAUUUUAUCACUUUCUCAAAUGAUGUGUAUGGAAUUAAACUCUUCACACAUGUUGUCCGACUUAGAUUCAUCACAACUCUCACGAUUCCCCGCAAACCUCACACACACACACACACAAUAACUGAUUUACUGGGAUCGCAGGGUCGAACUAGUUCUGUAACUAUAACUUGAACCCCACAGUAGCCAAGUGAAUUGUACCUGUAUGUAUGUGUCCCGCAUGUGCAAAGUUGUGUAUGUACUGUGUGUUGUUUCAUUCAUGAUAUUCAUGAAGACAGAGAGCAAAGCACUGUGGGUAAGCAGAGGCAGAGGAGAGUGUUUUGGAUGAAAACUGAUGGGAUGAAGAUUGUGAUGCUGUCAAUUUGUAAUUGUCUCUACAAUGUCGAGAGGUUGUGGGUCGGGGGGGUAAUCUGUGAAUAAAGAAUGUGCAUCACCAUUUUAAAAAAAAGCCUGUUAAAAGUCACGUAAAUGCAAAUUCUACGUCAAUGCAGCCGUGUGGAUAUUAAAUAAAAUGAUGAAUGUGCAGCA
This is a messenger RNA of Paralichthys olivaceus (Japanese flounder), 6753 nucleotides long. Its product is annotated as microtubule-associated protein 1S-like. Gene Ontology annotation, cellular component: synapse; microtubule associated complex; microtubule. Gene Ontology annotation, biological process: regulation of microtubule depolymerization; axonogenesis; microtubule cytoskeleton organization. The record is from RefSeq and is a predicted model, not a curated record. NCBI's taxonomy places the organism in Eukaryota, Metazoa, Chordata, Actinopteri, Pleuronectiformes, Paralichthyidae. Gene Ontology annotation, molecular function: actin binding; microtubule binding.